CUUUAUUGGACAAAAUAAAACAGCUGUUUGCAAUGCCAAUAUGUUUCGUUGAUGGAAUCUUAAGAAAACCCGACAAACAUUCUCUUCAUGGUCCUUCUUUGCUGGGAACAAAGAUAUUCAAAUGGUCAGAUCCGGAUGAAGAUUUAUUUCAUAUGAUCAAAGAAAUAAAACAAUGUAAAAAGGAUUUAAAUUUCUCUGAUAUUUUGGCGACAUCACUGUCGAGUGGCCUGAGAAACUUUUUCGCAAAGACUAUGGAUCAUAUGCCUGAGGAUGUAGCAGUCAUAUUGCCAAUCAGAUUGCCGGAAGCACCAAAACAUUUUUCCCAAAAUGAAUUGCAGUUCAAAAAUAAUUUUACAGUAACAAUCCUCGAUCUACCAACCAAAGAGGAGAGGCAAAUUAAAGAAAUUAGAAGACGAUGCAAUAAAGUUCGUAAAAGUGUUGAUCCCACCGUAAACCAUUAUUUUCUAAAAGUUUGUUACCUCCUACCGAAGCAGAUACUACGACCGAUUUUUAAGAGUAGCCAAGCCACGUUGGUAUUCAGUAACAUGCCCGGACCAGACUCUAUAAGUAUUUGCGGUGGAAACUCCAUAAAGAGUUUAGUAUUUUUCAUACCUAAUAAAGGAAGUACAGGUCUUGGCAUAUCAGCGCUUUGCUACGGAGGAGUUUUGCGAUUCUCUGCGAUGGCUGAUGCGAGUAUAGUGCGGACUUCGGACCAACUGUCCUUGAUACUUGACGGCAUGGUGGAUGAGAUUAAACAAAUGCAUGCGAUAUACGUGAAAUAGAUACAUGAAAUAAACGUCUCAAUUCACAGGCUUUGGCUUCUCAGUAAAAGGUGGGAUUUGAUUUGAAUGUGUUUGGUUUUUGCGUAAUUGUAAGCUAUUUAAUAAA
Papilio polytes (common Mormon) is the source of this 888-nucleotide messenger RNA. RefSeq lists its product as uncharacterized. The coding region runs from base 33 to 782 and encodes 249 amino acids. The transcript has 4 exons. Gene Ontology annotation, molecular function: diacylglycerol O-acyltransferase activity; long-chain-alcohol O-fatty-acyltransferase activity. Gene Ontology annotation, cellular component: plasma membrane. Gene Ontology annotation, biological process: triglyceride biosynthetic process. The record is from RefSeq and is a predicted model, not a curated record. Lineage: Eukaryota; Metazoa; Arthropoda; Insecta; Lepidoptera; Papilionidae.